Panicum virgatum (switchgrass) is the source of this 852-nucleotide messenger RNA. RefSeq lists its product as uncharacterized. The record is from RefSeq and is a predicted model, not a curated record. The coding region runs from base 135 to 620 and encodes 161 amino acids. Lineage: Eukaryota; Viridiplantae; Streptophyta; Magnoliopsida; Poales; Poaceae. The transcript has a single exon.
ACAAUAAUAUAUACGCACGUCGAUCCGUCCAAUGGCAAGCAACAAAGCCACAAGUCUUGCAGAGGACAAGUAAGCGGAGCAGCCAGCUAGGAACGAAUUCAAAGGAACCCUGCAGCAAGAAGAGCUCCUCCUCCAUGGCCACCGCCACCUACCCCCAGCUGGUGCUGCUGCUCCUCCUCGUGCCCGCCAGCAGGGCGGCGCCCGGCGGCGGCAACGGGACGACGACGACGCCGUCGGCGUACGAGAUGCUGGAGCGGUACAACUUCCCGCGGGGCAUCCUGCCGGCGGGCGUGCGGGGGUACGAGCUCCGGCCCGACGGCGCCUUCGAGGUGUACUUCCCGCGGCGCUGCGAGUUCCUGCUGGCGAGGCGGUGGCUAGUCCGCUACGAGGCGCGCGUCUCCGGCUCGGUGGCCGCCGGGAAGCUCACGGCGCUGCAGGGGAUCAGCGUCAAGGUGGUCUUCCUCUGGCUCGGGGUCGCCGAGGUGGACCGCGCCGGGGACAAGCUCAGCUUCUACAUCGGGCCCGUCGCCACCUCCUUCCCGCUCGGGGACUUCGCCGAGAGCCCGCGCUGCCGCGGCUCCGACGAAGACUUCACGGCGGCGGCGGCGGCCUCGUCGUGAUAUAUAAUGAGAUUUCUUAGCGAUUGGUAUUUAUUUGUGUGUAUCUGCUGCCUUAUGAUUUAUUAGCUGGCUAAUGGCAACUCCUACUUGCUUAUACGACGUGUUGUGGAUCGAUCCAGAGUACGAGACGGCGAUUAGUUUUUCUUUUUUGUUUGUUAUUAACAUACACACGAGGAACUGGAGCAAUUGUUUGGUAAAUCAUUGACCUUGAAGAUGCUGCUUCACUGUACCA